Lethenteron reissneri (Far Eastern brook lamprey) is the source of this 4988-nucleotide messenger RNA. It is a transcript of the gene NOX4, whose product is annotated as NADPH oxidase 4. Gene Ontology annotation, molecular function: superoxide-generating NAD(P)H oxidase activity. Gene Ontology annotation, biological process: superoxide anion generation; defense response. Gene Ontology annotation, cellular component: NADPH oxidase complex; plasma membrane. Lineage: Eukaryota; Metazoa; Chordata; Hyperoartia; Petromyzontiformes; Petromyzontidae. The record is from RefSeq and is a predicted model, not a curated record.
CCGCACCCACGCGGCGCGCAGGAGACGGGCAGAGAGACAGCGGGGAGACAGGGGGGAGAGAGAGAGGGGCCGGCCCGCAACAAUGGCUAUGCCGCUCAGGAGUUGGGUCUUCAACGAAGUGUGGAAGCACUGCUGCCUGAUGCUGUGGAUGGCUGCCACCACCUUCGUCUUCUGCCGCACGUUCCUGCUCUAUUACUACGGCCCCGAGUACUACUACCUGCACAAGAUGCUGGGGCUAGGAUUGUGCCUUAGCCGUGCCUCGGCUUCCGCAAUCAACCUCAACUGCGCCCUCAUCCUGCUGCCCAUGUGCCGCACCACGCUGGCGCUGCUGCGGGGAUCACGGAGGGUGACGAGUCGUGGAACCCGGAGGCUUCUGGAUCGGAACAAAUCAUUCCACGUCGCGUGUGGGAUCGCCAUCGCCCUGUUCACAGGCUUGCACUGCGCAGCACACAUGGUCAAUGCCUGGAACUUCUCCGCCCAUCACUCAUUGCAGUUUCCCGAAAUCAAUGUCGUGCGAUAUCGAAACGAGGAUCCAAGGAAAAUCCUUUUCACAACGGUCCCAGGUGUUACGGGGAUCCUCAUGGUCGUCAUCCUCUUCCUGAUCGGAACUUCAUCCACUCGACAGAUCAGAGUGACUUCCUACAACGUCUUCUGGUACACCCACAGCCUCUACCUCGUCUUCUUCCUGCUGUUGCUGCUGCACGCGACCGGUGGAGUUCUCAAAGUGCAAACAAACCUCCUGGAACAUCCGCCGGGAUGCGAUACCCACGGGCGGCCCGGCAACGCCACAUCGCUUCCCGGCGUCGGCAUUCCUGAGCCCCUUCCCGAGGGAUUUGCCGAGCCGGAGCCAGGGAUGGCGAAGAAAUCCGGGGUGGAAUGCCGUGAGCUGCCCAGAUUUCAGUCGCAAAUUCCCGAGGCCUGGCUGUGGGUGUCGGGCCCCUUGUGCCUCUACUGCGCCGAGCGAGUCUACCGCUUCAUCCGCAGCAGCCGGGCGGUCACCGUCACCUCGGCCGCCCAGCACCCGGGCAACGUCCUGGAGAUCCGCAUGCUCAGGCCGGGCUUCACCGCCCGGCCGGGCCAGUACGUGCUGCUACAUUGCCCAAGUGUCUCAACGUUUGAGUCUCAUCCAUUUACCCUCACAGAGUGCCCGCCAGACUCGAAAGGGAACUUUGCUAUUCAUUUGCGAGUGCUUGGCGACUGGACAGCUUCUCUCCGAGAUCAGCUGAUCACAAACCAGAACCCAAAUAUGGAGUAUCUACGCACAAGCCCCACUCCUCCUCGUCAGCACCCAAAGCUGUACAUAGACGGGCCGUUUGGGAGCCCAGCGGAGGAGGUGUUCAACUACCGCGUGAGCCUGUGCGUCGCCGGGGGGAUCGGGGUGACGCCAUUCGCCGCCGUGCUCAACGCGCUGCUGCAGCAGUGGGGCGGCGUGCGUCUGCGGCGCCUCUACCUCGUCUGGGUGUGCAAGGAGGCGCGCGACUUCGGCUGGCUGGCGGCCGUGCUCACGGCGCUGCACGGCAAGCUCUGGCGGGAGAACCGGCCGGACUUCUUCAGCGUGAGGCUUUUCACCACGAGGUCCGGCGCGCUUGAGAGACUGGAAGAGAAAUAUCACGCUCUGAAUUCACGCAUGUCCGUGGGCAGACCCUGCUGGAGGGCGCUCUUCAACGAGAUCGCACAGUGCAACCAAAGGACGUCGGUCGGCGUCUUCUGCUGUGGACCCCAGAAGAUGUCGAGAGCCGUGCACCGGACUUGCAACCGAUGUAGCGCGCACGGCACGAGCUUCCACUACAACAAGGAGUCCUUCGGCUGAGCCGGCGACCCAGGGCGGCGUCACGGGCCGGGGAGGGGGGGGGGGGUCGAGGAGGAGGAGCGACCUCGGAGAUCCGCGGGAGCGAGGUUUCACUCGUCAGGCUCGUCGCGAUUGCACCGCUGUCGGCUUCGCACCGUCACGCGACGAAGAAUCCGUUAGAGAAGGGAACCCGCGGAAGCGGACACCGCAGAGCCGCCUCUGAGAUCCCUCCUUCGAGCGACCUCUGACCCACGCGCUCGGUAGAGGGCAGCACUCUCCACGCUGCCCUACUAAGGAAAGCGAUGUCCGUCGCUUGACAUCAGAAUUCUCUGAACGGUAACAUUUAAACAUUCACCAGGGGACUCGCUCUCAAGACACUGAUUCAGAAAACGACAAAGCACCCUUGUACACACAGGCGGUCCCCGCUUUCCACGACGUCGCAGCGGGUUCCUGGAAACCCCGCGGUCGUAAAUCGGAUCGUCGAAAAUCCGACCCUUGUUUUCCCAGGGACAGGAGAAGAAAGUAGAAGCGUCACUCGCGUCUGACCUUUCAUCAGCCGUAUUUAAACCGUGCUUAAGAGGUGAACAUCCACACAAACACUCGAGAAAUAACGAAACUUCCACCGCCAAGCAGCGUCGGAAACCGGACCAACCGACUGUUCAAAUGCGUUCGGGGGUCGUGUCGGAAGACGUGUCGUAAAUCAGGUGCCCGCGUCGUGAAUCGAUCCACGGUGGCAUUAUUUGAAUGUGGUUCGUCGUAAAAUUGGACCGUCGUAAACCAGAGGCUGCCUCUAUUCAACUUUAAAGACUGAACUGUGGUCAGUGAGAAUUAUACAUUUUUCUUUGCUUCACCCUUAGGAGGCACUGUGACCUGAAAAUGUAUACAACCAUUUGGUCUAGUUUAAUAAAAUGGCUCAAACGACAUUACACAUUUUAAAACGUGGACUAUUUAUUUUCCAGUCAAUGACAGAGACAGAGCACUGAGUGCUGCUCGACUCGGGAUCUCGCCUCCCUCCUCCUCCUCCUCACACGGCGGUGUGCGGGGCCCGCCGCUCCGUGCCUCCGGCCCGGCCAUCGACUGGACUUCUGUGAGAAAGAGCUUUGUAGCUGAUCGGAUUACUCCGCUAUAAAUACAUAUUCUGAUGAUUCUGAACCCAAUCCCCCCUCACCCACUUGAUUGAAUUCCCAGCCACGUUCUUCGGUUCUUGCACAGGUGACAAUCGGUUCGUGGUGUCGCGACGGGUCCAACAUUGUCAUCGGCCGGCAGUUUCCAGCGAAAAUUCAAUUCUCAACUUAAACAAAGUUUUUCUAUUUUUUUACAAGCGGGCAUUCACCAAAUACACGCGCGCGCGUGAAUGUAAGGUACUGUUUGCGAGCGCCUAUUAACGAAAGUCUUGAGUGCUUAAUCAGCCAGGGAUAUCUGGCGUUACUACGAUGUGGGGUUGUGCGAUGGCAAUUAUCACGAUAUAUUUGUCAAUUUUAUUCUUAAAAUAUUUUGUGCUGUGCACCGACUUCCGACUGCCGUUCACUAAAACAUUUUUGGUGCGUUUAGUUUGUUGUCCUUCCCCCCAGCACCUCCGAUUAGCGCGGUUGGCUACGUACGGUGCGAAAGAAUGAGUUUGCAUGUCUCUCUCUCUCUCCGUGGUCGCGUGGAUUUUCCUCCAGAUCCCCCGGGUUUUCACUCCACAUUUAGAGUAUUUGUCCACACGAUAAGCCACUUCGUUGAGCUAUCAUUUGUGGGCAGGUCGCUUCUGAAACAGAGCUACAUAACUCAGUGAGCCUUACCUGGUCAAAUAAACAAAAAUAAACAUAGCUUAGCCAACCGUGCUAAUCGGGGGUGCUAAACGUGCAACACGAACUGGAAUUGGCUAAAACAACCCAACGCUCAAAGGUUACCUGCAAUUGACUCAUUUGGGAUCACAAGCAACGGUAACAGCAACAUCAACCCUUGUGCAAAUACCUGGCAGGACCCUCCUGGACAAGCGUCUUGAGACUCUGUGAGGCUUCGCUGGGCAGGCGAAUCCUGAGACCUUGUGUGUUGUGCGGCGUAGCGCACAUUUCUGCUCCACAUGGCGUGUUUAAACAUGUCGCGCGUGCCGAUGAUGAUUCCCUUACAAUUCAUUUUAAACUUGAAAUAUGUGUACUGCGUUUAUUUUUGUUGUAUGUAUAUUUUGGCCAAAGAUAUAUAUUUUGUUGUUGUUGAAAUGAUCAAAGUUAGGGUGAUUUCUGUAACGCGUGAUGCAUAUGAUUCUCUGCGCGUGCUCUGUUUUGUGAUCGAGUGUCAAUCACCACAUCACGCUGGGCUCUGCUUUCGUCCCUUGCUCAAUCCACUGCUGGACGAAGGCCUCCCUCCCUACGCCGUGUCAAAGGGGUUCGUUUGACUACAUGAUGGAUAAAGGCACCGGGACCGGUCCAGAUGCACUCACGUUCGCCGUGGGCUGGGAAUCGCAGGGUUCAUAGCGCAACGCGUUUACCAUUGUACACACACACACAGGCAAAGAUUCCCCGUAUAGCCUUUAACAGACUGUUGGGGCAAGUGCUGUUAGCGAGCACCUAUUGACACACGUACACAGACACCAAACAGACACAAAGGCAGGCAAGGACAUGCACACAGACACACAGACACACACAGACACACACACACAGACACACACACACACAGACACACACAGACAUACACAGACACACACAGACACACACAGAGACACACACACAGACACACACACACACAGACACACACAGACAGACACAGACACACACAGACACACACACAGACACACACACAGACACACACACAGACACACACAGACACACACACACAGACACAUACACAGACACACACAGACACACACAGACACACAGACACACACACAGACACACACACAGACACACACAGACACACAGACACACACACAGACACAUACACAGACACAGACACACACAGACACACACACACAGAGACACACACACACAGACACACACACACAGACAUCGAAUGGGAAUGUAGGAUACGCAGCGUGUGUUGCAAUUACCGUGGUUAUGAAAGAGGAGCAUUGUAAUGAUGUAAGCGCUCAAAUAUAACACUUCAUCUCGCAUACGGCGUCACCAUAUGCAAAUAUAAAUAUAUAUUUGUAUAAUAGUUGUGUCAUAUUUGUACAGCGGUUGAAAGGAAAGUUUCCCCCUAUUAAAGAGUGACGCGG